Rhea pennata is the source of this 1594-nucleotide messenger RNA. It is a transcript of the gene ACAT1, whose product is annotated as acetyl-CoA acetyltransferase 1. NCBI's taxonomy places the organism in Eukaryota, Metazoa, Chordata, Aves, Rheiformes, Rheidae. Gene Ontology annotation, biological process: fatty acid beta-oxidation. Gene Ontology annotation, cellular component: mitochondrion. The coding region runs from base 53 to 1315 and encodes 420 amino acids. Gene Ontology annotation, molecular function: acetyl-CoA C-acetyltransferase activity. The transcript has 12 exons. The record is from RefSeq and is a predicted model, not a curated record.
GGGCGGAGGGCGGAGGCGCUCGGAGGCGACGGAGCAGGCGGCCGGCGGGAGGAUGGCGGCGAUGCUGGGGCGGCGGCGGCGCGCGGCCGCGGCGCUGCUGCGGGCUUUGAAGUUUACAAGCCGUGACUAUGCAUCACAACGUACUUUAAAUGAAGUGGUGAUAGCAAGUGCUGCAAGGACACCAAUUGGAUCUUUCCAAGGAUCCCUUUCAUCAUUGCCAGCCACUAAACUUGGCUCCAUUGCAAUUAAAGGAGCAAUUGACAGAGCAGGUAUCCCCACAGAAGAAGUGAAAGAAGUGUAUAUGGGUAAUGUCUUGCAGGCUGGAGAAGGACAAGCUCCAACAAGACAAGCAGUACUGGGUGCAGGUCUACCAAUCUGUACUCCUACUACAACUGUCAAUAAAGUCUGUGCUUCAGGAAUGAAAUCUAUCAUGAUGGCAGCCCAAAGCUUAAUGUGUGGGAGUCAGGAUGUAAUGGUUGCUGGUGGAAUGGAGAGCAUGUCUAAUGUUCCCUAUACAAUGAGCAGAGGAACAACACCUUAUGGAGGAGUAAAAUUGGAAGAUCUGAUAGUAAAAGAUGGGCUUACAGAUGUUUAUAACCAUAUCCAUAUGGGCAACUGUGCUGAGAAUACUGCUAAGAAGCUUACCAUCUCACGAGAGGAACAAGACACUUACGCCAUAGGCUCUUACACUAAGAGCAAAACAGCCUGGGAACUGGGAAUACUGAAAAAUGAAAUAGUGCCUGUUACUGUUUCACAAAAAGGAAGGCCAGAUACAGAAGUGAAAGAAGAUGAAGAAUACAAACGCGUUGAUUUUAGUAAAGUUCCAAAGCUCAAGGCUGUUUUCCAAAAAGAAAAUGGAACAGUUACAGCUGCUAAUGCCAGUACACUGAAUGAUGGAGCAGCUGCUGUGGUUUUGAUGACUACAGAGGCAGCCAAGAGACUGAAAGUUAAACCAUUAGCACGAAUAGUAGCUUUUGCAGAUGCUGCUGUUGACCCUAUUGACUUUCCAAUUGCACCUGCAUAUGCUGUUCCCAAGAUUCUAAGUGAGGUAGGACUGAAAAAAGAAGAUAUCGCAAUGUGGGAAAUCAAUGAAGCAUUCAGUGUAGUGGUGCUGGCCAAUAUUAAAAUGCUGGGUAUCGAUCCACAAAAAGUGAAUGUUAAUGGAGGUGCUGUCUCUCUUGGACAUCCAAUAGGAAUGUCUGGAGCAAGAAUUGUUGUCCACAUGGCCUACGCAUUGAAACAAGGACAAUAUGGUCUUGCAGGAAUUUGCAAUGGAGGAGGAGGUGCUUCUGCAAUAUUGAUACAAAAGUUAUAAGCCCAACCAACUGCUGGAAACACAGCAGAAACCUCUUUGAUCAGAAUGAUGAAUGGUAUCUGUUACAUCUUAUUUAUGAAUAAGUGGAGAAAUUCUUUAACUGCUACUCUUCUAAAACUUCAAAAAAACUUUAAAACUUUAAACCAUCAUUGGGUAUUGAUAUGGGCAACUGGGCUUUUAUUACUUUGACUCAAUGUGUUUUUAUACAGUACAAAUGAAGAAUGUCAAAUUAUGGUAAUAUCAACUCUCAAGACAAUAAAGAAUGUUUCUCUAUGCUAA